Hyaloperonospora brassicae is the source of this 648-nucleotide messenger RNA. NCBI's taxonomy places the organism in Eukaryota, Oomycota, Peronosporomycetes, Peronosporales, Peronosporaceae. The record is from the annotation of a GenBank genome assembly.
AUGGUGCCGCUAGACACUGCCGGAUCAACAAUCACUGGCGACGAAGAGGCUAACGGCGCUGCUGGCAGCACGCCCUCUGUCCUUUCUCGCACGAACGUGACCCUGCCCGUCACGUUAAGGACUGGGACGUCACACGACGAUGCCGGAAUUGAAACCGAUGAUGAAGGCCAGCAUGAUGUAGAGGAGAGGACCGUGGCAUCGUUGCAACAAGUCGAAGAAGCCGCCCCCGCAUUGGUCGAUCACGUCGCAGCUCUGCUCAAAACGGAUGAUGCCAUUCUCAGUCCCGCCUCACAGAAAAUCACGAAGGAAAAGGCGGUCGAGGACGAGCUACGCGACCUAUCCGAGACGCUGCAGAAGGAGGAGGGUGUCUGGGAUUACAAGAUCGUGGCUGAGUCUCUUGUCAGUACGGAGUCUCGUGGACAAGAGCUUCAAGCCGAGGUUGAAGGGGCGGUCAACGCAUUGCUUAAGCUUCGAAAAGAUCCUGGCAUGAAGACUCACGCCGACCGCAUACACCGGGAGCUGUUCUUCAUGUACAGAGAAAGACUGGAUGAGUCGCUGGUCAAGGUCUAUCUAAACGCGAGGGUGACACCGGAAGAGUUUCUCGAGAUGAUGCGGAUGGAAAAAGGCGUUGUUUAUUACUCAACAUGA